Mytilinidion resinicola is the source of this 864-nucleotide messenger RNA. RefSeq lists its product as uncharacterized. The transcript has 3 exons. The coding region runs from base 148 to 864 and encodes 238 amino acids. The record is from RefSeq and is a predicted model, not a curated record. Lineage: Eukaryota; Fungi; Ascomycota; Dothideomycetes; Mytilinidiales; Mytilinidiaceae.
CCCGAAAGUUGUAGAUGUGGCAUGGAACUAGACCCCUACGCCACCACCGCCACUCCACCCAGCAACCUUAUUUUCCAGAAGUUGCUUGUCUAUGCUAGUCUACUCUAAGCCCGGAUUAUUUUCGCGACCUCUACAUUCAAACCCCGGAUGCUCCUCCCGAGCAAUGAUUCAGCUAUCAAUACGCCGCCCGCGCAGAACGCCCUUAUCCCUCUCCGUCCUAUCGCCCAUGCUUCAAAGCGCAAACGCUCCGCCCAGUCUGCCGCUGAACGGCCCAUCGUCAACAGUACAGACAGUACGGCGGAUCCUGGAACUGAGGCGGUGGUAGCUUCACAAACCCGCGCAAUACUCACACCCCUCAGGCUCGGUACAACCAUCGAGGAAACGCAACCUCGACGCAGCCGCCCUUGGCUCUUCCAAUUCCGCGGCCCCAGCUCCAAAUCACAAACGGCAACGCUCCUGCUUCGCACAACCCCAGCGGCUCACGAGACGGCUUCUCCGGCAACCGAAUGCUGGGAGAAUGUGCAGACGGGCGCUGAAGAGAUGUUGGCACAGCUAGGAUACCUGGACAUUGGCAAAGACGACCUGUUCGGCGAGGAACACAACAGAGGCCUAGGCGCCCAGAAUGAGACUCCCAAUCUGAUCGACUCUGGAGUUGCGGACGUCCACGCAACCUCUCCCGCGAUUCUCCAGCCCAGGCGCACCUGUCGGACAUCCGCGCAAAACGACGCCCUUAUCCUCCUCCGUCCUUUCGCUCGCGCUUCGAAGCGCACACGCUCCCCUCUCGCUGAGAUGAAGUCUGCCGCCGAAUGGUCCAUCGCCGACCGAUUCCCCCAAAGCGCCCUGCCCCGAAGCGCCUACGGUUGA